AUGACUGGAGGAACAGACAAUGUUUAUGAAGAUAUGGAGGAAGGUCAUACAGUAUUUGAAGAGGAACAUAAAUCAAACAUUAGCCCUCUUCUAAAAACUCCAAUUGCUGAGUACGAUGAGGAUGAAUACAAUAAAUCACCACCUUCCGAGGCAGGAACUGAGGAUUCGGACUUGAUGGACCCACCAAGUGGAAGAAGCUCUCUCAGGGAAUUGGAUGAAGUGAGGAGUGAGGUUCUUUCCGAAUUAGCUGGUCUUAUUAACGCUCGCUUAUCAUCAAAUCAGAGCUUUUCUGCUGAGUUGGAAAAGAGAUUAGAAUUUGCAAGUAAUUCAAAAUCUGUUUCUCUACUUCAACAAAUUAAACAAGAAGAGGAGGAACGACAAAGGAGAAGAAGGAAACAAAAUUUACUAUUGGAAGAUACUGCAAAUAUUGAUGAUUUAAUUGAUAGGGAAUUAGAGGAAGAAUUAGCUGCCUUAAAUGAUCUUUCCAAUGAAUUGUCAAAUACACGUUUGUUUGCAGAAUCAAUUACUGAGCAAGAAGCUUUCAAUUAUGAGACCCUUCUUGGGAAAACUGAUAAAGUUUUUGAGGAAAAUUCUCCUGUUUCAAGCGUCAGAUCUUCAACGAAUGGAGUGGAGACUCCAUUUGAUCAACAGGCAGAAGAAAAAGCGGAAGAAGAAUAUGAGGUCAAAAGAAAGAUUGGAUCUUCUCAUAUGAAUUCCAGAAGAAAGCAAAGAGACAAAUUUCAGACAAUUAAUGGUAUUGAGGCAUUUUUAGAAAAGUGUGAUAAUUUUUCAUUCUUCAAUUUUCCAGUUCUUUCAAUUAUUGAAAAGUUCAAUAAUCCUUCACUAGAUUUGAGCCAUUUAACUCUUGGAGACAAGGGUGCUCAGGCUAUAUCCUCCAUGUUGAGACUUAAUAACGUCAUUCAGUCCCUCAACAUUUCAGAUAACAAUAUCACAUCUCAAGGUCUUUAUGAUUUGGUAAACUCUUUAAAGAGAAACUCUACAAUCAAACAUCUUGACUUGUCUGACAAUAAGCUAGGAUUUGUAAAUACUUCAUCUAUUGAUUUGGAUGAACCUCAACCACUCGAGCAGAACGCCUAUGUCAAUCCAUACGAAUUAAAAGAUUGUGGACAAUUACUAUUACAUUUAAUUAGAAAGAAUGAACAUUUAGACACAAUUAAUUUGAAUAACUGUCACUUGAAUGAUAGCCAUCUAAAAUUACUGACUGAAGGCGUAUGUGACAACAUCACAUUGAAAGGAUUGGAUAUUUCCUCUAACGAUUUUACUGAUAGUGCUGGUCCAACUCUGGCAAGUCUCAUCAUUGGUACAAGAGUUCAAAUGUUCAAUCUUUCAUGGACUUCGCUUAGACGACAAGGAUUGACUCAUGUGGCUUCCAGUUUGAGACAAAACAGUUCAAUUGUUGAUUUGAACUUGGAAUGGAUUGGAUUGAGCAACGAUCACUGUAAAAUGUUAGCUCAAUAUAUAGCAGAGAGUGAUAUUAUUGCUCGUUUCAAUAUUUCACAUAACAGAAUAAGUGAGGAGGGAUUUUUAGCUAUUUGCAAGGCUAUGGAAAUCAAUACUUCUCUUAUCAAGUUUGAAAUUGGUUAUAAUACGUUGGGUAACACUGCCAUGAUGGCACUAUUCAAGAGUUUGCACAAAAAUCAAAACAAUGUACUAAAACAACUUGAUGCAAGGGAAACCCAAAUAUUUGUAAUUGUAAACAAGGAGGCCCUCGAAGCAGAACCUCUAAUUGAACCAGUUUACAAGAUACCAGAUAAAGUACCAGAGAAACCUGGUCAAUCCAAGCAAAAACCUUCUAAUAACAAGAAAGACCAACUGAAUACAACAAUUCCACCUCCAGAACCAGCACAACCUGAACCAACAGGGCCAGUGGAAACACUAAAUCAAAGAUUGGGAAGAGAAAUGUUUGUGGCCUUGAGAUAUUUGAAAGUAAUGCACCAGAGAGGAGAGUCUUCACUAGAUAUCAAACUCAGUAAUGACAUCGAAAAAGUGUUGGUAAGAGGAAAAAAGACUCAAAACGAAUAA
Naegleria gruberi is the source of this 2043-nucleotide messenger RNA. RefSeq lists its product as uncharacterized. The coding region runs from base 1 to 2043 and encodes 680 amino acids. Gene Ontology annotation, molecular function: protein binding. Lineage: Eukaryota; Heterolobosea; Eutetramitea; Acrasida; Naegleriidae. The record is from RefSeq and is a predicted model, not a curated record. The transcript has a single exon.